Molecule: messenger RNA, 1229 nt
Organism: Drosophila sulfurigaster albostrigata
Lineage: Eukaryota; Metazoa; Arthropoda; Insecta; Diptera; Drosophilidae
Product: coiled-coil domain-containing protein 34
Exons: 2
Coding region: 124-1110 (328 amino acids)
Source: RefSeq, a predicted model, not a curated record
GCUUUCUUAAUUCAUAAUAAAUACAAUGAAAAUAAUGUAGCUGUUGAUAUCUUGUCAGAAAAUAAUAAAACAUUAUAUAUACAUAUCAUACAGUUACACAAAUACAUCCAUACCGCGAUCAAAAUGGCUUUCUGUGGACACAUAGAUCCUGAUGGCAAGAUCGUUUGGAGGGAUGAAACAUUUUCGGGCAGUACUCGCAUCAUAUCACAAUCCUCAGAUCAAUCGAACACAAUGGAACAAUCGGAUAAAUCGCGACCUCUUAGUGUAGAUUUUCAGAACUUUGAUAGCCCACAAGAAUGGAAACGUUGCAGUCUGCAGGGAAUUAAUGGCGUUAUAUGCGAAGAUCAGGCAGAAUCGUCCUCAUCAUCGUCAACGCCACUAUCCCUGCCGCCGGCAACGGACAGCAACUACAUCUUCGAGAGGAGGCAAACUGCUGAUUCACUUUACAGCUGGUCAGAGGUUUAUGGGUCGGUUAAGCCGAAUGAGGCCCAGAGCAAUGUGGUGCCAUCACUGGAGCUGCAGUCGAAGACGAGCACGCUCGACUAUCUGCGUCAGCUGGAUGGCCUGAAGCUGCAUCGUGAACCGAAGGUGGCAUAUGAGAAUUGGAUAGCGUCAAAGGAGAGAAUACGCCAGCAGGAGUUGCAGCAGCAGAGAUUAAAGCUAGAGAAGGAAAAGGAGCGUAAGGAUCAACGCAAAUAUCUGGCGAAAUUGUGCUACGAGAAAUGGCUGAACGAUAAAGCCAGACAGGCAAAUCAGAAACGUAGCAUGCAACUGCAGCAGUCAAGAAGCAGUUCGAGUAGCAGUUCAAUGCGCAAAGUGUCACAGUCAGAGAUCAGGCAAGAAGUUCAGAGUUGGUGGCUCAAGAAACAGGAACAACAGCAACGUCAGCGAUUGGAGACACAACGGCAUAUGCAGUUAAAAGAACAAAAGAAUCAGCAUCGUAAGCAACUGGCGGCAAUGGCCUGGGAGAAAUGGAUGAGCAAUGUGUUCGAUAAGCCCAAACCUGUGCCCAUGAAUCAGGGUAUCGAUUCACUCCGUGGCACCGUCUCUGAGAUCUACAUUAAUCCUAACCCCUGGAAGCAUCUCCAGAAACCAACGGAGGAGCAAUAAUUUUUUGAGAUUAACUUUGUAAAUGUAAAAAGUCGGAAUUGAAUUUAUGUAAUUAGUAUCGUAUUCAAGUGCAGUUCUUUUGCUACUAGUGGAGUAGUCUCAUCAAAUAAAUUAAAUAC